GAUAUAUGAAGCCCACUGGUUCAAGUAGCACCUGAAAUAGUGGCUUCUGCAGGAUUACAAGGACCGGCGGGCGUAGACUUCAAUUCUCGCCAUUAAGCCUCCUUUCCCAAAGUAACUUCGCUGAAGUGCUAACAAUCACCUACUCAAUCCAUACUUGCCGAGACUUGCCAGAUAUCAACACCAACACGAGAGAGUCCAGUAACGUUGCCGAGCGCUGAGCACCCACAAGCGGCAGGAUGCCUUCGGCAGAUCUAUAUGAUUCAACUAUUGGGGAUAUGGUGCAUAAAGGCCCGAACCAGGCGGGCAACAAGGGUCUACUAACCUACAACAACGCGGUGGGAAUUCCAGGCUACACCGGCUUCAUGCCCAGCACGAAUGCGCUGGCGCUGCCGGUGAAGGGCUUUGAGCACACGGGGCGGCCAGCGGCCAGCGCCGAGGUGGAGAAGCUGACAGUCAAGAGCGUGGACCCCCGCAAGACCUCACAAUACGCGGACGACUACCACAAAAAGCCGGCGGACACAAAGGCCUUCUCCAAAACCGGCGGUGGCUACUGGAUUUCGCAGCGCGUGCUGCCGCCGCAUACGGCCUUCACGGCCACCACAACCUACCGCGCGGAGACGCUCAACGCGGAGCCCAACACCGCUGCCAUCCUGGACCGCAGCCAGGGCCUGGCCUCGACGCUGGUGGGUUAUGAGGCCGCGCGGCAGGCGGGCGAGGUGCGGCGCAGCAUCAGCGCCGAUCCCCGCGCGCGCGCCGAGGACACGGCGCGCGGCAUCGGCACGCAGACGGUGCUGGGCCGGCCGGGCAGCGGCGGCAACACCAGCAUACUCGCCACCGUCGCCGCGGCGGCGCCCUCCUCGCCCCAGGCCGGAUCCAGCGUCAUGGUGUCCUCAGCCCGCCGGCCAGCCACCGUGCCCACCAAGUACGGCGAGCUGCCCGGGUACCAGACCACGUACGGCGCCGCCACGGACAAGAUGGCGCGCAUGCAGGCGGACAACGAGCUGAACGGCACCGGCUCAUUCGCACCCUCCAACAUGGGCGACCCACGGUUCAAGACGCUUCCGCGCGUGAUGAACCCGGGCAUGGGCCGCAACUACAGCAGCUACGUGGCGGAGUACGGCGGCGACGGGCACGACCCCAUGGCCCGGCAGGCGGCCAACAAGGACACCAUGACGCGCAUCAGCGUCACACGGGAUCUGGCGGGCGGCACCACCCGCAACGUCAGCCACAUCCCCCGCUACACCGGCCACAUCCCCGCCUCCGAAUACGCCACGCCCGAGGCGCGCGCGCAGGGCGAGGCGGCGGAGCCGCGCCCCGACCAUAAAUCGCAGGCGCUCACCUACACGCUCGACCAGUACCCCCGUGGCCGGCUGCCUGGGUACACGGGCUUCAAGGCGCAGGCGCCCGCCAACAUCGACGCGGGCCUGAAGCACUCGAUGAAGCUGCCGUGCCACAGCACCACCUCGGGAGACGCGACGCUGCGCGGCACGCAGUUUGGUGUGCCGCAUCAGGACCACACCCAUUACAUCAACAGCCGUGCGGGGCUCAAUUCCUUCUUCUCCAACUCGGUCGUGGGCACGGAGUUCGUGUCUGACAACGGGCUGUUCAACGCCCAGGUGUACUACAAGGAGGCCAAGAGCCAGGGGGCGCUGGGCAUCAAGACGGCGCAGCCCAGCAAGCUGACGCACUAUGGAGCGCCCUUCCGGGCGGCGGCGUCCAUGGUGUAAGGGGCUGGCCGGCUGAGGCAGCGCAAAGCAGGGUGGGGUGACUUAUGACUGUCAGGGUGUGGCGUUUAUGUGACCAUCUUCGGGGGUGAUAAUUUGAAUGCAUGUGUGACGAAGCCGCAUGCCGUUUCCAAAGGCAUGCGGCGUGAAGGCUGUGAUGUGCAAGGCAGAGAUGGACGGGAAUGCAGGUGGUUUCGUGCCUGCCCAGUAGUUGGCAGUAUGCAGGUUUGCAAUUGUGUAGGUUGGGAAUGAGCAAGUACACCGGGGGCCAGAGGGGGCCAGCAUACGGUAUGUGCCAGGACGAGUAUGAUAUGUUUCCAAGUUUGAACCCGGCUUCGGCUUCCAGAGCUUCCAGACAUUCGGGCAAGAGCUACCAGGACAAACCUGAAACCCGCUGCAGAACUAUAAACACGGACCGUGAGGAUUGCACCAAUGCAAGGCGGCCUCGCGAUGGUUGUAAAGUACGUCAUGA
This is a messenger RNA of Chlamydomonas reinhardtii, 2196 nucleotides long. RefSeq lists its product as uncharacterized. The transcript has 3 exons. Bases 276 to 1727 code for a protein of 483 amino acids. The record is from RefSeq and is a predicted model, not a curated record. Lineage: Eukaryota; Viridiplantae; Chlorophyta; Chlorophyceae; Chlamydomonadales; Chlamydomonadaceae.